AUGGAGCAUAAGGCUUUGUGGGCUCUUAAAUUGUUGAAUUUUGAUCCUUCUAAAACUCAAAAUAAUCGAAGAAGGCAGAUGUUGGAGCUAGAGGAGAUGCGGGUGCAUGCAUAUGAUUCAUACAUAAGCAACAAAGAAAAGUUGAAGUCAAAAUGGUUCGGGCCAUUCAUAGUGAAAAGUGUGCGUCCACAUGGAGCAAUUGAAUUGGUUGAUCCAGCUGCUAGUAAUCAACAGAGAAGCUGGGUGGUGAAUGGUCAACGUCUCAAGCAUUAUCUGGGAGGAGAAGUAGAGCAGUUGUCCACAGUGAUGAAGUUGGUUGAUCCUUGA
Molecule: messenger RNA, 327 nt
Organism: Vigna angularis (adzuki bean)
Lineage: Eukaryota; Viridiplantae; Streptophyta; Magnoliopsida; Fabales; Fabaceae
Exons: 2
Coding region: 1-327 (108 amino acids)
Source: RefSeq, a predicted model, not a curated record